AUGAUGGAAAAUUGUCCUUUGAAGAAUUCAAAGCAUAUUUUGCAGAUGGUGUUCUGAGUGGAGAAGAAUUACAUGAGCUCUUCCAUACCAUUGAUACACAUAAUACCAACAAUCUUGACACAGAAGAACUCUGUGAAUAUUUUUCCCAGCACUUGGGUGAAUAUGAGAAUGUGCUAGCAGCACUUGAAGACCUAAAUCUUUCCAUCCUGAAGGCAAUGGGCAAAACAAAAAAAGACUACCAGGAGGCUUCCAAUUUGGAACAAUUUGUAACUCGAUUUUUAUUGAAGGAGACCUUGAAUCAGCUGCAGUCUCUCCAGAAUUCUCUGGAAUGUGCCAUGGAAACUACUGAGGAGCAAACCCGUCAAGAAAGGCAAGGGCCGACCAAGCCAGAAGUCCUGUUGAUUCAGUGGCCUGGAAAGCGAUCCAGUCGCCGAGUCCAGAGACACAACAGCUUCUCCCCUAAAAGCCCUCAGUUUAGUGCCUGUGGUCCAGGCUUAUUAGAAGAAGAUAACCAGUGGAUGACCCAGAUCAAUAGACUCCAGAAAUUAAUUGAUCGACUGGAAAAGAAGGAUCUCAAACUUGAACCACGGGAAGAAGAAGUUAUUGAAGGGAAUACUAAAUCUCACAUCAUGCUUGUCCAGCGUCAGAUGUCUGUGAUAGAAGAGGACUUGGAAGAGUUCCAGCUUGCUCUGAAGCACUAUGUCGAGAGCGCUUCCUCCCAGAGUGGAUGUUUGCGUAUUUCCAUACAGAAGCUUUCCAAUGAAUCUCGGUACAUAAUUUAUGAGUUUUGGGAGAACAGCAGUGUGUGGAAUAGCCACCUGCAGACGAAUUAUAGCAAGACAUUCCAAAGAAGCAACGUGGAUUUCUUGGAAACUCCAGAACUCACAUCUACUAUGCUAGUUCCUGCUUCAUGGUGGAUCCUGAACAACUAGAUGUUCCUACACAUUUUCUUUAUGGUUCCAAGUGCAAAACAAGUAUUCUUAUCUAAAAUGUGAAUUAGAAAAUUCUCUGCAGUUACUAAUCUACUCUAUACUUUUGUUUAAUAUAUUUAAGAUGUGCACUCUUCUAAAAUGUCUUCUAUCUUUCAUGUGAAGUUUAGCUAAAUUUUUGAAGUUCACUAUUCUCAAUUUUUGCUGUUUUGCUACAUUGUAACCUAAAACCCUUUAGUGGCAAAAUCCUAAUAUGUGAAAAAAAGUACACAUAAAGGAAAAAAAUUGUGAAAAAGAAAUGAUAAAAAAGAAGUGGAAACUUUUAGAGUAUCACUGCAUAGGAUAUAGCUUUUGUAGAUUUGUCAUAAACUAUCAAGGUUAAAUCAGUGUUUUGUCAUUUUUAAGUAACUGAUUUUCUGUGAAUGAAGUUUAUUCUUUGGUAGUGCUCACUCCAUUCCCAACUCA
This is a messenger RNA of Odobenus rosmarus divergens (Pacific walrus), 1394 nucleotides long. It is a transcript of the gene NECAB1, whose product is annotated as N-terminal EF-hand calcium binding protein 1. Gene Ontology annotation, cellular component: cytoplasm. Gene Ontology annotation, biological process: regulation of amyloid precursor protein biosynthetic process. The transcript has 11 exons. Lineage: Eukaryota; Metazoa; Chordata; Mammalia; Carnivora; Odobenidae. The annotation marks the transcript as partial. Gene Ontology annotation, molecular function: calcium ion binding. The record is from RefSeq and is a predicted model, not a curated record.